Molecule: messenger RNA, 1941 nt
Organism: Rotaria sp. Silwood2
Lineage: Eukaryota; Metazoa; Rotifera; Eurotatoria; Philodinida; Philodinidae
Source: the annotation of a GenBank genome assembly
AUGCUAAAAGACAGUGGCCGUGAACGUAUCAAUGCUGUCUACGGCACAAAAGAACAAUGUCGAAAAGAAUUUCAAGAUGAAAUUACUCGACUACGUAAUCAAUUUCAAUCAGAAAAAAAUGCUGAAUUGGCUCGCGUACAAGAACAUAUUCGUGAAUUAGAAGAUGCAUUAGAUCAUGUCUCAACUGAAAAUGCUGAUGCAACUUUACGUCAACAUGAAUUAUUUCUAAAUUUGGAAACAUCGGAAAAAACUUGUGUUCGUUCAAUAAAUGAUUGUAUUAAAAAAUUGCUCAUGGCAAUGGAUAGUCCAUCUAAUGUCUAUGCUAAAAUUUCACAUAUGACGUCAUUGCCAUAUGAUCGAGAAUCAAUUGUUCAAAGAUUACCAACUCGAAAUGCACUUAAAUCACUUCAAGAUACAGUUGAUGAUAUUAAAAAUUAUAUUGUUGAACAAAAAGUACAAAUUGAAGGAAAAACAAAAUUUUUAAGUAAAUCAAAUGUAUUAACAGAUCGAACAACAGAUUAUUCAAAUCGAACAUCUGAUAAUGAAAAUAGUAGUAGUGGUAGUCGAAAUGAUGUUGGAGAAAUCUAUAAAUAUCCUAAAACAAUUGAUUUACAAACAGAUUUAAAUUUAUCUGAAAUAAUAAAAAAUGAUUUUCAUUCAUGUAUUUUUAUUCAAUACCAUUCAAAUGAUAAUUUUUUACAAAGAAAAUUUCUUUGGCAUCAAGAUUGGAUACCUAAAUAUCAAUUAAAAGAACGACAUUAUGAAGAUGAUUUUGAAUUUUUUAAAGAUAAUAUUUGUCUCGGACAAUUUAGUUAUGUUACUGCAAUACUCAUUCGUGAAUGGCUAGCAGUUAAAUGUAACGAAUAUCAUGUACAUAUGGAAAAACAUGAUUUUCGUCAUAAGUUUUCAUCAUUUAUUCGUGGCAAGAAUCAAACUGAUAGAUAUGUUAGUUAUUUGGCACCAACAGAAGUUCAACGACUUCAUGCUGAAUUAUCCAAUUCUUUAUGUUGUGCUAUUCUUAACUUGAAUGAUAAUCAAAUACAUUUAAAUGAUGCUCUUGCUCGUUUAAUAAGUUUAAAAACUGAUUAUACAAAAGAAUGGUAUGAUAAUAAUUGGUAUUGUGAUUAUAAUGAUGGUCUUCUUCGUUAUCUUAUGAUGAGUGUUUCGUUACAUGCUACAUUUGCAAUGAAUUUAAAUUUAAAAUCAAAUAUUGAAUAUUAUCAACUAUUUAUUCGAAAUUUAUUAACUGAAAGUGAUAAUCCAUUAAAAGGACGUAUUUAUGAAUUAGGAUCAAUACAAUUUUUAACAGCUAUACUUUGUGAUCUUGGUGGAGAAGAUUCAAAUAUAUGGAAACAUUCAUAUAAUGGAAAAAUAUUACAUACAUUAUUAAAACAUGGUUUGAAUUCAUCAACAAUUAAACCUGAAAUACAUGAGAAUGAACAAAUUGAAGCUUUUUUUACACAAUCAAUAAUUCAAUCUUAUCAUCAUUUUAGUCUUUUUGCUAAACAAAUGCAUCAUAAAGGAGCAAAAUUUCUUAUUCUACCAAAUGAAAAUAGUUCAAUAAAAACUUCUAAUAUGUCCUAUUAUGCUCCAGCAAUGAAAUAUUUAUUAGAUGGACAUAUGUGGACAAAAUAUAUUCAUCAUUUAGAUUAUACAUCAGAAUAUGGUACUGUUAAAUUACAUAAUAUACUUAUUGGUGAAAUAUGUCUUAUACAUCAUCAUAUUUUUAUUAUUCCAUUACAACAUAAUGUAAUGAUAACACAUAGUAAUCGUUUGAUUAUACAUUCCGAUCAAAUUGAAAUAAAUAUUAUUGUUAAUCAACAAGAAAAUUAUUUAAAUAAUCGUCAUAUUUAUUUUAUUGUUGAUAGUCAUAAACAAAAUGACUAUUCGAAUAUUUUAGUUCGAACAAUUGAAUCAACUAAUAAUUGUGUUGUUUGUUAA